GGCUCCGGCGGUGUGAAGCGAAGCGGACGCAGCCUGUUGUUGCGCACUUACGCCGGGGGCUCAAGGGCUGCUGGCCCCUUCAGGAGCCCUGAUUUGCUGACCCUGCCGCCGCCGUCAUGGGGAAGUCGUUCGCCAACUUCAUGUGCAAAAAGGAUUUCCAUCCCGCCUCCAAAUCCAAUAUCAAAAAGGUAUGGAUGGCAGAGCAGAAAAUAUCUUAUGACAAGAAGAAACAAGAAGAAUUAAUGCAGCAAUACCUUAAGGAGCAGGAAUGUUAUGAUAACAGAUUACUUAUGGGUGAUGAACGUGUAAAGAAUGGUCUAAAUUUUAUGUAUGAAGCCCCACCUGGAGCAAAGAAAGAGAACAAAGAGCAAGAGGGAGAAACCGAGUACAAAUUUGAAUGGCAGAAAGUAGCUCCACGUGAGAAAUAUGCCAAGGAUGACAUGAACAUUAGAGAUCAGCCAUUUGGAAUCCAGGUGCGGAAUGUGAGAUGCAUUAAAUGUCACAAGUGGGGCCAUGUAAACACAGACCGAGAAUGUCCUCUGUUUGGGCUUUCUGGAAUUAAUGCAAGCUCAGUUUCCAAUGAUGGAUCAGGGCCAUCAAUGCACCCCUCGGAGCUAAUAGCGGAGAUGAGAAACAGUGGGUUUGCACUGAAACAAAAUGUACUGGGGAGAAACUUGACCGCAAAUGAUCCAUCACAGGAGUUUGUGGCAAGUGAAGGCGAAGAUGAUCCAGAGGUAGAAUUUCUGAAAUCCUUGACAACGAAGCAAAAACAAAAACUUCUGAGGAAAUUGGAUCGCCUGGAGAAGAAGAAGAAGAAAGAUAGAAAGAAGAAAAAGCACCAAAAGAGAAAAAGCAAAAGUAAACACAGGAAACAUAAGAGCAGAUCUUCUUCCACGUCCUUCAGUGAGUCUUCAGUAAGCAGCCGUGAUAGUGAGACUGACAGCCAAGAUAAAGCAGCACAAAAGAAGCGGGAUUCUAAGGAAAGAAGAAAAGCGAAGUUUUCAGAGACUAGCAGCAGUGAUUCUGAAGGGAAGGCGAAGACUAAGGGAAAACUUUAUGAAGAUCCCUCCAGCAGUCAUGGUAACAAGGACAAAGAUAGCGAGAAGUAUAGACUUUUAAAGCAAGAUAGUUCUGGGGAGAACAACAAAUGGAGCUCCUGUGCCAGCAAAAGAAAGCACACAAGCAGAAAUGAUAACACAGACAAGAGGGGAGAAUUGGAAAGAUAUGGGAGCAGAAGCCACAGCAAGGAGAGGCGCGAGAGAGGCUCUAACACAAGGCACAGGACUUAUAGCCCGAGUGAGGAGCAGCGUAGGAAAAACGAAACUACAAGUCGUAGCUCAGAUGUUUGCAGAGAGCAACAGAAACAUCGGGAGAGCUACAAUGACAAAUACAGGAGAAUGGAGGGCAGAGAUAGAAGCAGAAGCAGAGACAGGAAAAAAUAGAUAAUGUGGGUGGGAGAUGCAAUUUUGUGGGUCUUUUAUACAUUCCUUUAGUAAGGGCUCUUGACUUCUCCCUCUUCUCCAUCAGCUGGCCAUUCGCAUUGAAAUGUCAGCUUCUUACUUUAAAGACUCCUGUAAACAUUUUUAUGUACAUAGCAAACAAAUACAACCUUUUAAACACGAGCAACAAAUUAUCUUCUUGCUAAAUGUGUCUUCUGUUUGAGUAACCAGUCACAUGGGAGCUUUAUUUGAUAAAUCAAGUUUUCAUUUAUUUUAGACUUCAAUGUACAAAAAAAAUUGCCUUGUUUCUGUAAAAUUGAAGCUUAACCAGUCCAAUUUAUUUCUCAUUACUUAUGUUUAUUUAAUAAACAUAAAAUAAUAGGUGAGGAGCAGAUGAGUCUUCUAAGGCAUGUUACAUUAUGCCAAUAAUACUUAACAUGUGUGUGUUAAAAUCCACAAAUGCUAGGUUAUUUUUGACUGAGGCAUGUUCACCAAAAUCGACCUAAGAGGAAAAUUUCACAAGUUCAAACAACAACAUAGUUCCACACAAGUGUGUAGCCAACAUUUUUCACCACCUGCGGAGUAUAACUUGGUCAAGGCUAUCUAAGCAUCUUGAACCCCUGUUGGUAUAUGUCACCACAGUGUCAAGUUAUUGUUCAAUAGUUUCUCAAGACAUGGGAAGAAUAUUUACUGUCUUAACAGUUUCUGUGUGCAGUAGGAAUCUAAUGUGAGCUCCACUCUCAGCUUACAAGAAGCAGCUUAUUUCUCUUAGGAUUGGGGGAUUUUUUUUAAACUAGAUGUUAUUAUGAUAUGAAGUACAUUAAAUAAAUGUCAGUUUCAAGAAAUGGAUCUCCCUAUUUUCUAGGAUUUUUCUGCUAUUUCAAAGGCACAGGUAGAAACUGCUGCUUUUCCUUUUUAGUUCUCAAAGAGAAGGAAAACUCAUUCAUUAGAGGAACCAAGUAGUGCGAUUUAAGUCAAGGUGCAAGCAGGCAACUUCUUUCUGCCUCUGCUACAAUUUGUUCUGAUUGGUUAUGUUUUUGAUUACUUUGUACCACUGUGCAGGAGCUUGUAUAUAAUACAGAAAUUAGUUUUCAUAGGAAGUGGCUUAAUUGCAUUACAAAACUCAGUCUUUGCACAUUAUAUGCAUAUUACCAUGAGAAAGUAAAAAUAGCAGGACUGGAUGCUAGAGAUAAGCAGGACUGCAAACUACAUUAACUUGUUGAUGCUUUCAUUAAAAGAAGCUAAAUGGCACAAUGUUUGCAUUGCUGGGUGUACUUACUUAGAAGAAAAAUCUAUUAAACAUACUCGCUAGUAAAUAUGCAUAGGUUUGGGCAACAAGAAAACAGAUGGUUAUAAACAGACUGAAAAGCUAACACAUUUAAUGUUCACAUUAUUAAAUUGUAUAUACAUUUCUAGCUUGGGCUAGUUCAAAAGGUUGGGAUGGAAAAAUAAAAAAUUAUGUACCUAAA
Molecule: messenger RNA, 2908 nt
Organism: Varanus komodoensis (Komodo dragon)
Lineage: Eukaryota; Metazoa; Chordata; Lepidosauria; Squamata; Varanidae
Gene: CIRSR
Product: corepressor interacting with RBPJ, CIR1
Exons: 10
Coding region: 117-1442 (441 amino acids)
Biological process (GO): negative regulation of DNA-templated transcription
Cellular component (GO): nucleus
Molecular function (GO): transcription corepressor activity
Source: RefSeq, a predicted model, not a curated record